GGUUGGUGCGGACGCUGGCGUUGACGCUGCGGGAGGGCGACUGUGGCCUAGGCGGUGGCCUUGGCCUCAGGGUGGUGCGGAUGAAGUCGACCAGGGGCUGCUAGUGGCUCCGCAGCGAGGCCUGGGAGAGCCCGGAAAGCCCGCCGCUGCCUCCAGGGCCACAGCACAAGCCAGCUUGAGCAGGGAGAAACAACGGCUUUGAACCUGGACCUGCGAGCUGUUAUUUCAGCUACACUGAAGUUCUGUGAUCCCAGAAGGCACAUUUAGGAAAACGGUUCCGCCUCGCACCCACUUGCUAGGAUAUGUCAGAGAUGGAGUUUAGUGACUGCUUCAGUCUGGCCCGUCCUCACCACCCUCGCCCAGGAGACUUGAUUGAAGUGUUCCGCCCUGGCUAUCAGCACUGGGCACUGUACUUGGGUGAUGGUUAUGUUAUCAACAUUGCACCGAUUGAUGGCAUUCCUUCAGCCUUUACAAGCGCCAAGUCCGUGUUCAGCACCAAGGCCUUAGUGAAAAUGCAGCUUCUGAAGGACGUUGUGGGAAACGACACCUACAGAAUAAAUAACAAGUACGAUACAACUCAUCAACCUCUCCCCGUGGAGGAAGUGAUGCAGCGCUCCGAGUUUGCCAUUGGGCAGGAGGUGGCCUAUGACUUACUGGUCAACAACUGUGAGCAUUUUGUGACCUUGCUCCGCUAUGGAGAAGGAGUGUCAGAACAGGCCAACCGAGCAAUAAGCACCAUUGGGUUGGUGGCGGCUGCUAUUGAUAUCUUCGCGUUCCUCGGCUUGUUUCCAAAGAAACAAAGAACAAAAUAUUAGCAAUUUACUGAAGAGAUUGGAAUUGAAGGAAUCUGUGAGGAGAAAGAAAUUCUGGGGCGAAUACUUAUUUUGAACGCAUCAUAAUUUCUCCCGGUCCCCAUGAUAGAUGGCAGACUCUGUAAUAAAUUGCUUGCUGAUUUUAAUCUUA
Alexandromys fortis (reed vole) is the source of this 963-nucleotide messenger RNA. RefSeq names its product phospholipase A and acyltransferase 1 (gene Plaat1). The record is from RefSeq and is a predicted model, not a curated record. The coding region runs from base 303 to 815 and encodes 170 amino acids. Lineage: Eukaryota; Metazoa; Chordata; Mammalia; Rodentia; Cricetidae. Gene Ontology annotation, cellular component: cytoplasm. The transcript is spliced from 5 exons. Gene Ontology annotation, biological process: N-acylphosphatidylethanolamine metabolic process. Gene Ontology annotation, molecular function: glycerophospholipid phospholipase A1 activity; A2-type glycerophospholipase activity.